Arachis ipaensis is the source of this 1856-nucleotide messenger RNA. Its product is annotated as lysophospholipid acyltransferase LPEAT2. NCBI's taxonomy places the organism in Eukaryota, Viridiplantae, Streptophyta, Magnoliopsida, Fabales, Fabaceae. The record is from RefSeq and is a predicted model, not a curated record. Gene Ontology annotation, molecular function: lysophosphatidylethanolamine acyltransferase activity; calcium ion binding. Gene Ontology annotation, biological process: phospholipid metabolic process.
AUUAGCAUGAUACACACUACGUAUUUGGGAAAAAAAAAAUUGUGGUUUUAGUCUUCUACAUAUUCUUUUGCAAAAAUAUUUGAAGUCCAUUUGUAAAAACAAAAUUAUUCCACGUGUACACCAAAUCUUCAAACCGGUAAGUACUAACAGCGUUACAGUACAUAUUUGCAUAUUCCAUAAAAAAAAAACAGCUUCUUCUUCUUCUUCCGUCUCCUCAACACACCAAACCUUCAAAGCGUACUCUCAUAAUGGCGGAAAACGGCAUCACCGACCCUCUACUCCCUCCAUCUUCCUCCUCUGACCACAUAAUCCUCAACCUCUCCGAAUCCCAACGGCCUAGCGAUUCCCCCAACCCCUUUCAGUUCAUCGGAUGCUCCGAACCCCCAAGCGUUCCUCCUGCUUCAACCGUAGACCCCUUCCGAAACGGCACACAGAACGUGGAGGGAGUGUACGAGUGGGUGAAAAUCGUUGCAUGCUUGCCUUUGGCGCUGGUUCGAGUGGUUGUGUUCGGAGCGUGCUUGAUGGUAGGGUACUUGGCAACGAAGUUUGCGCUUUGGGGGUGGAAGGACAAGGAGAACCCUAUGCCCACGUGGCGCUCUAGGGUUAUGUGGGUUACCAGAGUCUGCGCUCGCCUCAUUCUCUUCUCUUUCGGGUAUCAAUGGAUAAAACGAAGGGGAAAACCUGCUCCAAGGGAAAUUGCUCCGAUAAUUGUAUCUAAUCAUGUAUCUUAUAUUGAACCUAUUUUCUACUUCUAUGAAUUAUUUCCCACCAUUGUGGCAUCUGAGUCUCAUGACUCCAUACCUUGUGUUGGCACCAUUAUUAGAGCAAUGCAGGUCAUAUAUGUCAACAGAUUCUCACCAUCAUCAAGGAGGGAGGCUGUCAAUGAAAUUAAGAGAAGGGCUUCCUGCAAUGGAUAUCCCCGAGUACUAUUAUUUCCUGAGGGAACCACGACAAAUGGCAGGUGCCUUAUUUCCUUCCAGCUUGGUGCUUUUAUCCCCGGCUACCCAAUUCAGCCUAUAAUUGUUCGAUAUCCCCAUGUGCACUUCGAUCAAUCUUGGGGUAGUAUCUCUUUGGGAAAGCUCAUGUUCAGGAUGUUCACUCAGUUUCACAAUUUCUUUGAGGUAGAAUAUCUUCCUGUCGUUUAUCCCCGGGACGAUAAAUUGGAAAGUGCUGCACAUUAUGCUGAAAGGACUGGCCAUGCUAUGGCAAGUGCACUGAAUGUUGUCAACACCGGACAUUCGUAUGGAGACCUAAUGCUUCAUGUGAAAGCUCAAGAAGCAAAACAGGAUAACCCCUCAAGUUAUAUGGUCGAAAUGUCAAGAGUAGAGAAAUUAUUUAAGUUGAGCAGCACGGAAGCCUUGGAUUUUCUGAAUAGAUUCCUUUCUAUGAAUCCUGAUCCCAGUGGUCGUGUUCAAUAUCAUAACUUCUUGAGAGGUUUAAAACUUAAGGCAUGCCCUGUGUCUGAGAAGAUAUUUGCAUUCCUUGAUGUCGAAACGAGUGGCGCAAUUACAUUUAGACAGUUCUUGUUUGGAUCCGCCCAUGUCAUGAAGCAGCCAGGGUUCCAUCAUUCCUGCGAAUCGGCCUUUUCUAGUUGUGGCGGUGCAGUAAAGGACUACAUCAUAGAAAAAGAAUUGCGAGAUUUUAUCCGACCUGCUAUCCCCGGAUGGAAAGACGAUGAGGUCCAUGAGCUGCUUGUGUUAUUUGAUCAUGAUAAUGAUGGCAGAAUUGGUAAGGAUGAUUUUCUUUCAUGUCUUAGAAGAAAUCCUCUCCUCAUAGCAUUCUUUAAUCCUCACCAACUGCACCACCACACAGACAUUGGAGGUAGUGUGGUUAAGUUUAUCCAUGGCUUUUUUUAG